AUGGAUAAAAACUCUAGUCAGUCAGGAGAGCCCGACAGUCAUCAUAAUGAAAUAGAUGAAGUUUAUGAGUUUGAGGAAAUAAAAGUCAUAAACGUUGAAGAUGCAGAUGAUGUUGUUAGCAUGAAAGCAAAAACUCUAGAAAAGUAAGCGAGAUAGGAGGGAGGACUUGAGUAAAUCAAAAAGUAACAAGUAAAUUCAAUUUCUCUGAAAAACUCAAUAUAGAUAUCUUUGUCUGAGGCAUAAAUAAUUCAAGAUGAAUUGAACGAUUAAUACAAAGAGAUCAGUGAUAGGGGAGCUUCAGGGAACUAGAAAAUGUCAAGAGGUGUGAAGAAAACCAUAGAAGAUUUUGAACUUCAUUAGGUUUUAGGUGAGGGGUCUUAUGGAAAAGUUUAUUGCGCAUUAGAAAAGAACGAGAAUAAAGCCUACGCAAUCAAAGUGCUGGAUAAGUAUCAUAUUAUGAAGAACUAAAAAGUAGAUAGUGUGUUUAGAGAAAGAGAUAUACUUAGAGAAUUGUCACAUCCAAGCAUCAUCAAGCAAUAUUAUACUUUUCAAGACGAUAUAAAUCUGUACUACGUUUUUGAGUACGCUAGUCGAGGUAGUCUGACAAAAUUGCUCUCUCAAGUUAAUAUAAGUGAGAAAAUACCUUUGGAGCUUGUGAGAUAUUAUGCAGCAGAAAUCCUAUUAGCACUUGAAUAUUUGAACAGCAAAAAUGUGCUCCAUAGAGAUUUGAAACCUGAAAAUAUCCUAGUUACAGAGAAUUGGCAUUUAAAAAUAAUAGAUUUUGGAGAUUCAUGUAAGCUGCAAAAUGGUGAAAGUGAAAUUCAAAAUGGAGAAAGAUAAAAUUAAAAAAGAAAGGCAACAUUUGUUGGAACACCAUUGUAUGUCAGUCCCGAAAUGCUACAGGAUAAUAUUUCAUCAUUUGCAGGAGAUAUUUGGGCCUUUGGAUGCAUCAUAUAUCAAAUGAUAACUGGUGAAGUACCAUUCAAAGCAUAGCAUGAUUAUCAAACUUUUCAAUUGAUUCUAAACAGAAAAAUGCAGUUUCCUGACUAUAUGAGUGAGGAUGCUAAAGAUUUAAUUGAUUAAAUCUUAAAAGUAAAUCCUUAAGAAAGACUUGGAUCAGGAGGAUAAAGUGAUGAGAAUGGAAUAAAUGCUAUUAAACAGCAUCCUUUUUUCAGAGACUUUGAUUUUUAAAAUUUCUAGCAAUAACCUGUUCCAUUACCAUAAAGUCUAUAAGCAUCAGCAAGAAAGCAAACAGUAAUUAAAAGGUAGAUAAAAGCAGGUGAAAAGUAUGUUGAAGAAUUAAAAAGAGGCCUGCUAAAGAAAAGAAAUGAAUAUUUUAUGUAAUAAACAAGGACAUUCAUUUUAACCAAUGAGCCUUCGCUAAAAUACUAUAAAAAUGAAUCACAAUUUAGGGGUGAAGUAAGACUUUCUAGAGCUGUUUACGCACGAAGAACUGGUAGAGAUAGAUUUGAAAUAGUAACACCUGGAAGGAUAUAUCAUCUAAAAGAGGUAAAAGCAGGUGAUUCUGAUUAGUGGAUUAAUGCAAUUAACAUUGCAAUAAAUUAACAUAUCAAUGAGUGA
This is a messenger RNA of Stylonychia lemnae, 1581 nucleotides long. The record is from the annotation of a GenBank genome assembly. NCBI's taxonomy places the organism in Eukaryota, Ciliophora, Spirotrichea, Sporadotrichida, Oxytrichidae.